Molecule: messenger RNA, 792 nt
Organism: Penicillium mononematosum
Lineage: Eukaryota; Fungi; Ascomycota; Eurotiomycetes; Eurotiales; Aspergillaceae
Product: fungal specific transcription factor domain-containing protein
Exons: 3
Coding region: 1-792 (263 amino acids)
Source: RefSeq, a predicted model, not a curated record
AUGCCCGCAGAUGUCAACGACGCUGAUAUUACGCAAGAGGGGAUCUCGCGGCCAUCUAGUGCACCCACACAGAUGUCCGUGAUGAUGUUCAAAGUUCGGCUUUUCCGGAUCUCCACCCAGAUCUGCCACCACAUAUCUGGUCCCUCGCGACUUGAGGUAGAGCCAUUGAAUGAAUUUGAUGCAACAAUCGCCGAGGAACAACAGAGAUGGGACUCGACGUAUCUAGUGGAUGGUGCCCCAAACAUAUUGGACUCCAGUUACGCAUAUUGGUGCAUUCUACAAACCUACGCACAUCAACUUUACCUUCUUCUACAUCGUCCUUUUCGUCAUUCUCGGUCACCGCACUUCCUUCCCACAUCCAGAGAGAGGUGUAUCGCUUCUAGUGCCGCCUUAAUGGGCAUCCAUCGUCAGAUCUACGAAGUUCCACUGCUUCGACCCUAUCUCUGGUUACUUAGAGGUGUUACAAGCUUAAAGGCACUUCAUGCUGCAGUGGCUCUUAACUCGUGCCUUUUAGAUAUGCCGCCGUCUUUCGAGUCAGGCUUGUACCGGGAAGAGUUGAACAAGCUCGUGCUUCGAAUGGAGAAUCUUUCUCGCCGAAGCGCAAUAUGUUUGAAGGCGCAUCGCAUACUUCUUCAAUUACAAACUCAGUUCGGCGCGGAAAACCAGCAACUACCGAAUUCGGGAACUCGGUGCGAGAGCACUAUUGAAGACUGGAGUGAUAUGCGGGAAUGGUUUGGGGCGGAUCUUUUCAACUGGAACUUGGAUAACGUUGGCAAUAUUCCCGCAGUUUGA